This is a messenger RNA of Phanerochaete carnosa HHB-10118-sp, 1197 nucleotides long. RefSeq lists its product as uncharacterized. The coding region runs from base 1 to 1197 and encodes 398 amino acids. Gene Ontology annotation, biological process: oxalate metabolic process. The record is from RefSeq and is a predicted model, not a curated record. The transcript is spliced from 11 exons. NCBI's taxonomy places the organism in Eukaryota, Fungi, Basidiomycota, Agaricomycetes, Polyporales, Phanerochaetaceae.
AUGAUCACAUGCAAAUCACAUGGUCAUCCGAGCGCGCUUGCAGCAUCGCGCGUCGCGUUGAGUCAGAACGUGCCCCUUGACCUGGAGAACCCGGACUUCCUUGCGCCGCCUACGACUGACAAUGGCGAAGUGUCCGUGCCCAACGCCAAGUGGCCGUUCAGAGUGAGCCACAACCGCCUCCAAACUGGUGGAUGGGCUCGUCAGCAGAACAUCAACCAGCUGCCUGCCGCCACCGAGUUGGCAGGAGUUGACCUGCACCUCGAGGCUGGCGCUAUUCGCGAAAUCUACUGGCACACCGUGCCUGAGCGGGCGUAUGUGACUAAGGGCUCCGUGCAAGUGACAGCCGUCAACCAGCUCGGCCAAAACUUUGUCGGAACUGCAAACCAGGGCGAUCUGUGGUUCUUCCCCGCCGGUGUCCCUCACUCCCUUCAGGCCACGAAUGCGACCGAGGACGGGACUGAAUUCCUUCUGGUCUUUGACAAUGGCACCUUCGACGAGGACGGCACGUUCCUCAUCACCGACUGGCUGGCACACACCCCGAAGGAAGUCAUCGCUAAGAACUUCCAGGCGCCCAUCUCCGUCUUCAACGAGCUUCCGGGCGAGGAGCUCUACAUCUUCCCUGCGGCGUCCCCGGGUCCCGACUCGGACGCGCCAGUGAGCCCGUACGGCACCGUGCCGAACUCAUACACAUUCACGAUGUCCCAGAUGCCCGCGAUUGAACUCUCAGGAGGGUCUGUCAAGAUUGUGGACUCGCAUGUGUUCAGCACCUCGAAGACGACGGCUGUCGCAGAGGUGGCGGUCAACCCUGGCGGGAUGCGCGAGCCGCACUGGCAUCCGACCCAGGACAAAUGGACGUAUUUCUUGGAGGGAAAUGCGCGUGUCGCAGUGUUUGCAUCCGAGGGCAACGCGGGGGCGUUCAACUUCCAGGGAGGUGACAUCGGCUAUAUUCCCGCAGCGCACGGCCACUACGUCGAGAACACUGGAAACACAACGCUCCGCUUCCUCGAGGUCUUCAAGACUGCGACCUUCCAGGAUGUCAGCCUGACUCAGACUCUGUAUUUGUGGUGGCUCGCCCUCACACCCCCUGCGAUGAUCGAGGCGACGCUUAAUAUCAAUGCCGAGGACCUCAAAUACUUCAGCAAGACCAAGCCCAUCGUCGUCGGUCCCGCUCCGGUCAACGGCACCACGAUUGCCUGA